Messenger RNA from Symsagittifera roscoffensis, 1032 nucleotides. RefSeq lists its product as uncharacterized. Gene Ontology annotation, biological process: transmembrane transport. The coding region runs from base 1 to 1032 and encodes 343 amino acids. The transcript is spliced from 4 exons. Gene Ontology annotation, molecular function: ATPase-coupled transmembrane transporter activity; ATP binding; ATP hydrolysis activity. NCBI's taxonomy places the organism in Eukaryota, Metazoa, Xenacoelomorpha, Acoela, Convolutidae. The record is from RefSeq and is a predicted model, not a curated record. Gene Ontology annotation, cellular component: membrane.
AUGAACAUACAAGAAUGGUACUCGAUGACAUGGCUGAACAUUUCCUACACAGUUCCAUCGAGUGGUCUGCCCUGGAAAAAGGAACGCAAAGAGCUACUGCAGAACAUCACUGGUCGCGUGAACAGGGGAGAAAUCAUGGCCCUGAUGGGACCCUCUGGAAGUGGCAAGACUACUCUUCUGGACAUUCUCGCUGAUCGAGUGUCCAAUGGGGAAAUAACGGGAGAUAUUCGUAUCAACGGGAUGAACAGAAACUCUGAUAAGUUCCGAGCGUACACCUCUUAUGUGGCCAAUAAGGAUGUGUUCUACGAAAUUUUCACAGUACAGGAAACAAUGAUGUUUGCGGCUGGCCUCUGCAUCCCGAGAAACAUGCCGAAGGCCACUUCUUUUCCAGUGACCCAUCGCUACCCAAACUGGUUUCUAGCAGUUGGACUGGAAUCAUGUAAAGAUACGAGAAUAGGCGGAGAAUUAUUCCGCGGUCUCUCCACUGGUCAGAAGACACGACUUAGUAUUGCGUUGGAACUACUAAGGGAGCCCUGGAUCUUGUUUCUGGACGAGCCUCUGUCUGGAUUGGACGGAUCAGCUGCUGCAAAUAUUAUGAGCAUUUUGACAGAUCUUGCAAAUGCAGAAUUUUCGCCUGAUCUAGUACAAACUAAAGUGCGAGAAACAGUCACCGGAGUUUUUCUGGCACAAAUGGACAUCCUAAUCCAAGUCUGGCACAUGGUAGAAAGGAUGCGAAGGGAUUUCAAUGAACAUCAUAUGACGCAAGUACCCAUGAUAGAGAACCAACUUGGAGAAAUGAAAAUGAUGGAGGAACUGGCUGAGCAUGUGGGAAAGAACUACCCCGAGAUUCCUGAUUCAAGGUUCGUGGCUCAACCAGUCGACGACUUCGUCUUUCCUUCAGAGGAAGCAGGAUCUAACGAAAACCCCAUCACAAUAGAUGAAGAUGAGGGUUUCUCAGAAACAAUGACGACUCAAAACACCCCUCCACAACAACCACCAGCGAUGGAACCUCGUUCAGCUCUGCGUUCAUAG